AUGUUUAAACAGAACAAGAAUGUUUCAGUGGUGAAGGCAGGAGGAGAAAGGGGAAGCUAUCUGAGGCUCUUGGCAGUUGUAGAUGUCACUAAACCUCUGCCCAGAGUAGCCAAUCUCCGCUUGCAUAACACUCAAGUAAGAGCUAGCUUCCAAUAUGAAAGGCUAGUAAAUAACUGUUUUUAUUGUGGAAUCAUUGGACAUUUGGAAAGAGGUUGUCCCAAGAAGAUGGAUGACAUUGACAAAGGGAAAUUCAAGGAGGGCCAAUAUGGAGAAUGGUUGAGGGCAAUGGAUAAUGCUGGGAGUAGCAGAUUCAGUUCUAGUUUUAGUGCAGAACAACCUUCUUCUGAUUCUCCCUCUAAAAUGCAGCCAUCUAGUCAGAACAAUGACAACCUCAACGAGAAAGUUGGGCACAUUUCUGCUGGGAGUGGAGUGCAUACAAACAAGGACACAUCAACCAAUUUAGUUAAUCAGUCUGAUCCAUCUAUGAUGGUUAUUCAACCACCUGAAGAGGAGACAGUUGUGUGCCUACCCAUCAUACAAUCUACUCCUAUCAUUGACCAGGGAGUCUCACAAACUAGGGAUCAGAACCCACAAAUGGACUUGGGGUCUACACCACCUCUCAUUGUUGUGGCCAUUGCCAGAAGGAAAUGA
Messenger RNA from Striga hermonthica, 651 nucleotides. Lineage: Eukaryota; Viridiplantae; Streptophyta; Magnoliopsida; Lamiales; Orobanchaceae. The record is from the annotation of a GenBank genome assembly.